This is a messenger RNA of Vittaforma corneae ATCC 50505, 1074 nucleotides long. RefSeq lists its product as uncharacterized. The transcript has a single exon. The coding region runs from base 1 to 1074 and encodes 357 amino acids. The record is from RefSeq and is a predicted model, not a curated record. NCBI's taxonomy places the organism in Eukaryota, Fungi, Microsporidia, Nosematidae.
AUGUCUUUUUACAGCAUAGAAUGGUCUUCUCACACCAAAAACAAUAAAGACAAAGAAUUUAGUAAAGAAAUGCUAGCUAAAGGUCUGAUGGCAAUCAUCCAUUCCAAUGAUGCUGGUGCAUUUCCAAGAGAUUUGUGGAUAGAUGCAGUCUUUUGUAUUUACGACUUCAAAAAUAUUGAAAACACAGGAUUUGACAAUUGUAAAAGUCUAAGACAACACGCGGAAACAUUUCCGGAGUUAUUCUAUUUCAUAAAAAGUAAGGACCAGUACUUUAUGAAACAAUACAUAAGAAACUUGGUUUCUCUAAAUCCAUUCGUGGUAAUUGACGAUAUUAUUUACGAAAAGCUCUCCUUUCUUGAUGACAAGGUUGUGUCCAGAAAUGUACUGUUUUGGACACAUCAGCUGCUACUAUACAGAAGUUUUUCCAGAACAACGCUCAAGCACAUAUUCAAUAAUGUCGUGUAUCUUGACUUUGAAGGAGAUAACGAAGCCAAUUUCUACAAAUAUGGAAUUUUGAUGGAAAUUGUCAAACAGUAUAAGGUUGGGGAUCUGAGAAUAGCAGAAAAUGCAGUCAACUCCGAACAAAGUCUGCAUCAGCUAGCUGCACAACGCAAUAGUGGCAUGGCCAAUAGUAUUAAAGAAGAUUGUGCAAUGAUAGACACUUCAGAGCUAGAUGAGGAUAAAGUUAAAGAUAGACUUGUGGAUGAGUUUUUGGACAACAAGGAUGUUGGAAACGAUAAUACACAAGUGUUAGCCAACAUAAUCUGGGAAAAUACUAUUUUAAUUCUAGAAGGUAUCUUGUGCAGGAGCCUAGACCGUAAAGUACAUUUAUCUGGGGUAUUCAAAGACUUUGAUGAUCCAAACUGCUUUGAAGCCACGUGCAUCGUUGAGUUGUUUUCUGUGAUAAUUGAAAACACUGCACAGUUUUAUCAAAACAGGAUAUCAAAAAGCGUUGGUGUUUUGCAGAACAUGAAAAGCUUGCCGUCGUUUGAGCGUUUUAUUGAAAAAAUCACUGAAAACUUUGAAAAAUCCGAAGACUUAUUGAAUGCUAUUUCAGGUCGGAUUGGGAGCUAA